This is a messenger RNA of Sycon ciliatum, 1006 nucleotides long. RefSeq names its product sterol carrier protein 2-like. Gene Ontology annotation, cellular component: cytosol. Bases 149 to 505 code for a protein of 118 amino acids. The transcript has 4 exons. The record is from RefSeq and is a predicted model, not a curated record. Lineage: Eukaryota; Metazoa; Porifera; Calcarea; Leucosolenida; Sycettidae.
CGAUGGCGAUACCGGUAUCCAGUCAAGCUCAAACCUUCCCAUUGGCCUUGACUUGAGCUUGGAUUUUACUUUGUACUCAUCGGUUUAUUUUCUUGUCUGUAUUCACCUAAACAUCGUCCUCUGUUGCAAUAUCAUUUACGCGACUACGAUGGCUGACUUUCAAUCUCAUCAAGUAUUCGUGGAGCUUGAGAAGCGGCUGCGAGAGGAUCCUGCAGUGGCCAAGAAGAUCAAGGGUAUUUACUGCUUCCAACUGCAUGGCGGUCCAGGUGGCAAGUCAGCCAGCUGGGUUGUGGAUUUGAAGUCGGCCACCCCUAGCAUCGCCCAGAAGGACGGCAAAGCUGACUGCACAAUCAAAAUGCAGGACGGUGACUUUGUCAAGCUGAUGACCGGUAAACUGGACGCUCAGAAGGCCUUCUUUGGUGGAAAGCUGAAGAUCAGUGGAAACAUGGCAUUGGCAAUGAAGCUAAAGGAACUGCAGCCCAAGGCACCCAAAUCCAAGCUGUAAGCUUCAGAAUGGAACUAGCUCUGAGUAUUCAUUUGCGAUGGCCAUCUGACUGGUAAAACACGUCUCGAGACUCGGUUGAUCCUUGUUGGCACCGCCCGUCCCGUCGCUCCUGUGUUCUCUGUUCUUUUCUAAACGCGGUUACCUGAACAAUUCUACUAUUUCUAGUUGCUUCCCGCUGCCACCACCGGGUGAGUGGCCGCAUGCCAGUUGACAGCUUGUGCGGUGAACUGAAUAAGUAUUUGCACCUGCUAGCUGCUCUCUUGGCUGGCUCUGAGAAAGUUGCAGCAGUGGAUUUAGUCAUUAUAAAUUAUUGUGCUUAGUUUGUACGUAGGUCAAUGUUGCUUCUCUUCUCCGGAUGGCUUGUUUGCAGCCAGUUCCACACCAACCCCCCUUAGAUUUUAUUAUUGCUGUUCAGUGGAUGAAUGCUGAUACUACGAGAACAAUAUUUACAAUCAGAAUUGAUGGAACCUGGAUCAAAAAGUACGAUAGUGCUUGCGUUGA